Bipolaris oryzae ATCC 44560 is the source of this 1968-nucleotide messenger RNA. RefSeq lists its product as uncharacterized. The coding region runs from base 1 to 1968 and encodes 655 amino acids. The record is from RefSeq and is a predicted model, not a curated record. The transcript is spliced from 5 exons. Gene Ontology annotation, molecular function: zinc ion binding; DNA-binding transcription factor activity, RNA polymerase II-specific; acetyltransferase activity. Lineage: Eukaryota; Fungi; Ascomycota; Dothideomycetes; Pleosporales; Pleosporaceae. Gene Ontology annotation, biological process: regulation of DNA-templated transcription.
AUGUCGACCGUGCUACAUAUGCCUGCCUUUAACACCGCUCCCCAUGGGCCUGCCUUUACAUCGGUCAAUGGUCCCUCGUCUGUGAGCCCCACCGACGAACAAAAACCACCAAUUGUUGCCAAAUCUUCCACCUGGAGUCCGGCCUCGCGGGGCCAAGAAACCAGCUACCACUCUCCCAGAAGUGACACCAGCCCCUCUACCGUCAGCAGCAGAGACAGAUCCCCCGAAAGCGUCAACAAGCGCAGGCGGUCUGCCUCGGAAGAAGACAAUAUCGCUCGUCCGAGUCCGGGCGAUUUGGUCGCCAGUUCACGCCAACUGCCACAUCCUUUCCAUCCCAUGAGCCGCGAGACGCUCACCACCAUGGAUGCACCCCCGCAGCAGAGUCUUCCGCCACUGGGCCGUCCCGAUGCCGAGCGACGCUGGCAGACGGAGCCCCGCGAGCUGCCUCACACCGGCCACCAGCACUUUGACCACCGGGAUCCACGUCCUGCUGAGCCCGUCCGCCCCAGCAUCUCGUCAGACUCGCAUGCUCGCAUGGGCAGCGCAGGCGAAGCUGAGCUCGAUGACACGAGCGCCACUGAAGUCACCCGCGCUGGUGUUCAAGUUGAGCUGAAGAAGCGAAAAAGGCAAUUUGCCAAUCGCACCAAAACUGGCUGUGGCACUUGCAGGAGGCGAAAGAAGAAGUGUGAUGAAGCAAAACCAGAGUGCAACAACUGCACUCGAGGUGGCUUUGUCUGUGAAGGCUAUGCCAACAAGGUGCCAUGGACAAAGAAUGGCCCUGCAAAAGCCCCGCCUGCUCUGCAAGCAAAGGAGAGGCUUUCUGCCAUACCAACCUGUCCAGGCUGCAGUCGACCUCACAUCCCACAUUGCGCGCCUCACUCUACUGAAGCCGCUUAUCCACCACCAGAAAUUCGCUCAGCAAACGGCCAGGACCGCAAACCAUGGAACAACUGGCCCGAGCCGACACCACCGCCACCACCGCCAGUUCGAGCACCUUACCAACCAGAGGGCCCUCCAUCAGCUCCUGUGCAGUAUGGACAACCUCCACCAAGUCAACACGAGAGACACCUAAGUCACGAAAACCAACCACCACCCCCACUACAACAGCCACUUCAUCAACACAACUCUCGUGUCUACCACCACACUCCUCACACUAUGAGCCAUAUCCCUACCGGCAGUCCUGUACCCGCACCUGCGCCUGCACCUGCACCCGUCCUAGCUUCCAAGGCUGUGGUACAACCACCGCAGCAACAUCAUGUGGCCCACCAGCAUUCUCGUCCCCCUCCGCCAUUGUCCACUAGUAUACCUCCUGCACAGUCACCAGUUCGCUUUCCACCGGCUUCCUCGAUGCUGUACAAAUCCGAAAAAGACAAGAUGCUUGCAGGCGAACCCUUUCUCCCUUUUGAUAGGAUCCUAAUGGACGAACGCCACCAGUGCAUGGGGGCUCAGCAAAACUUCAAUAACACAGCCUAUGCCUCAAACCAAUUCUCAAAGCAGACAAGGGAGGGUCUCUUCAAGAGUAUUCUGGCAGCCAGAUGGAUUCCACCCAGGAAAGACGCCAACGAUGUCAUUAGCCACUUGGGCAGCAACGUCUUUGUUGCUGCGCCGUUUACCUGCGAUUACGGGUAUCACCUGAACAUUGCCGAGAAUGUUGUUAUUGGUUCCGAUUGUCACCUCCACGACUCUGCGAGGAUAUGCAUUGGGAGAAAUACCAAGAUAGGCGCCAGGGUCACAAUACAGACACUGAAGACGCCGACCGACAACAAGUCGCUCAAGGGCAGCAACGGAACAGAGAUUGCACAGGAGGUGCACAUUGGCGAAAAUGUUUACAUUGGUGACAACUGCGUAAUCGAGGCAGGGGUCAAGAUUGGCGAAAACACCAUUGUGCGCCCAGGCUCGGUAGUCUCUCACACGCUGCCCCCUAACUGCGUGGCCCAGGGCAACCCUGCUAAUAUACUUCCUAAUUGA